Lepus europaeus (European hare) is the source of this 1914-nucleotide messenger RNA. RefSeq names its product Gfo/Idh/MocA-like oxidoreductase domain containing 1 (gene GFOD1). The record is from RefSeq and is a predicted model, not a curated record. The transcript is spliced from 2 exons. Lineage: Eukaryota; Metazoa; Chordata; Mammalia; Lagomorpha; Leporidae. Gene Ontology annotation, molecular function: nucleotide binding. The coding region runs from base 694 to 1866 and encodes 390 amino acids.
CCCGAGCCGGCCUGGGGCCGAGGCCGCGCGAGCAGCGCUGCGAGCGAACAUGGCAGCAGCAUGAGGAGGCUGGCGCCGGGUCCUGGCCGCCGCGGCCGCGCUGCAGCUCGGGAUCCGCGCCUGGCGCGCCGUGAGCCGCAUCCUUAGCCGGCCUCCCGGUGGCCGCCGGAUUAUCUCAUUGGGAGCGGAGCGUGGCGCAGAGAGGGGACCCCGCCGCCGAGCGGGUCCGAGCCCCGGUAAGGGUGUCGAAGCUCGUGUGUGCCCCUCGCCGGUUGCGGAAACGACGCGGGAGACAGCCGGUGCCGGGCUGCGGCGGCGCGGGGAUGAGCCGGCCAUGGAGCGGCCUCGGCGGGGCGCACGGAGCCGGCCCGCGCUGCUGAGGGAGCGCCGCCUGAACCCGAGCUCCGCGGGGCUCCGGGGCCUGGGGCGCCCUGGGGGCGUCCCCGCCACGGCCUCCGGGAAGCACAGGAGCCCCGCGUGGCGGACACUGCCGCAGUCAUCGGACUGAGGCGCGGACUCCGCCUGCAGCCCGGUGCGCUCUCGGGAGCCGGGCGCCUUGCCCGGCGCACGGCGGCGAGGUCGGCGGCAGGAGCCGCGGGGCAGGACCAGCUGGAGGGGUGUGGGUGUGUGUGCGUGCGCGCGUGUUCGGCUGGAGAUCCGGGCAGAAGCCAAGCCCGGCGGACCUGAGCAGCCAUGCUUCCCGGGGUGGGCGUGUUCGGCACCAGCCUCACGGCCCGAGUCAUCAUCCCGCUGCUUAAAGACGAGGGCUUCGCGGUGAAGGCUCUGUGGGGCCGCACGCAGGAAGAAGCGGAGGAGCUGGCCAAGGAGAUGAGCGUCCCCUUCUACACCAGCCGCAUUGACGAGGUGCUGCUGCACCAGGACGUGGACCUGGUGUGCAUCAACCUACCGCCGCCGCUCACCAGGCAGAUCGCUGUCAAAACCUUGGGCAUCGGCAAGAACGUCAUCUGCGACCGCACGGCCACGCCGCUGGACGCCUUCCGCAUGAUGUCGGCUGCCCACUACUACCCCAAGCUCAUGAGCAUCAUGGGCAACGUGCUGCGCUUCCUGCCGGCCUUCGUGCGCAUGAAGCAGCUCAUCGAGGAGGGCUACGUGGGCGAACUGCUCGUGUGCGAGGUGCAGGUGCACAGCGGCAGCCUGCUGGGCAAGAAGUACAACUGGAGCUGCGACGACCUGAUGGGCGGCGGCGGCCUGCACUCGGUGGGCACCUACAUCAUCGACCUGCUCACCUUCCUCACCGGCCAGAAGGCCGUCCGCGUCCACGGGCUGCUCAAGACCUUCGUCAAGCAGACCGACCACAUCAAGGGCAUCCGCCAGAUCACCAGCGACGACUUCUGCACCUUCCAGAUGGUGCUGGAGGGCGGCGUGUGCUGCACCGUCACCCUCAACUUCAACGUGCCCGGCGAGUUCAAGCAGCACGUGACGGUGGUGGGCGCGGCCGGGCGCCUGCUGGCCGCCGGCACUGACCUCUACGGGCAGCGCAACAGCGCCGCGGCGCAGGAGCUGCUGCUGCAGGACGCCACGCCCGUGAGCAACUCCCUGCUGCCCGACAAGGCCUUCAGCGACAUCCCCGCGCCCUACCUGCGCGGCACCAUCAACAUGAUGCAGGCCGUGCGCCAGGCCUUCCAGGACCAGGACGACCGGCGCACCUGGGACGGCCGGCCGCUCACCAUGGCCGCCACCUUCGACGACUGCCUGUACGCCCUGUGCGUGGUGGACACCAUCAAGAGGUCCAGCCAGACCGGCGAGUGGCAGGACAUCGCCGUCAUGACGGAGGAGCCCGAGCUCAGCCCCGCCUAUCUGAUCAGCGAGGCCAUGCGCCGCAGCAGGAUGUCCCUGUACUGUUAAUGCCCACCGGGGAGAGGAGGGGGCUGGGGCCCAGGGAGGGGGAGAGGA